This is a messenger RNA of Postia placenta MAD-698-R-SB12, 891 nucleotides long. RefSeq lists its product as hypothetical. NCBI's taxonomy places the organism in Eukaryota, Fungi, Basidiomycota, Agaricomycetes, Polyporales, Adustoporiaceae. The record is from RefSeq and is a predicted model, not a curated record. The coding region runs from base 1 to 891 and encodes 296 amino acids. The transcript has 2 exons.
AUGCCCUCGCUAUCCGUCGUCCGAGCGGCGAACGCAAAGUGGUCCCCCUCGAAACCACCCACCACCGUCUUUCUUGGCGGGACGUCUGGCAUCGGCCAGGCCCUCGCGCGCGCGCUCGCUCGCUACACGGACGGCAACGCGCAUAUCGUCCUCUGCGGGCGCAGCCGCGCCACGGCCGACACCACGCUCGCGUCUCUCCCCCGGGGCCCCCACGCAAAGCACGCCUUCGAGCCCUGCGACGCCUCGCUCAUGCGCGGCGCGGCAGCCACGACAGCCACGCUCCGCGCCCGCCUGCCGAAGCUCAACGUGCUCGUGCUCUCCCCCGGCUUCUUCUCGCUCCGCGGGCGCGACCCCUCGUCUGAGGGCAUCGACCGCCGCCUGGCGCUGUUCUACUAUGCGCGCUGGAAGUUCGUGCACGACCUGCUCCCGCUGCUCCGUGCGGCGCGCGACGCGGGCGAGGAUGCGCGCGUCAUGUCCGUGCUCGCGCCGGGGACGGGCGGCCGGAUCGACCUCGACGACCUCGGGCUCAAGCAGCGGUACAACAUCGCGCGUGCGUAUCGCGCCGUGCCGACGUACAAUGACCUGAUGAUCGAGGCGUUCGCAGAGCGCGAGCCCGGCAUCGCGUUCACGCAUGCAUUCCCCGGGAUCGUGCGUACGCCGAUGAUGGGCCGGCUCUUCCAGACGUUGCUGUACCCGAUUGCGACCGCGCCCGACGUGUGUGCCGAGCACCUCUUGUACGCGCUGCUCGCAGCGGACCCGGGCGCGUCUCGGUGGGACAACAAGGGUAACAACAUGGGGAAGACGCGGUACUACGGCUCGGAUGAAGCAAGGCAGCGGCUUUGGGAGCAUACGGAGCAGGAGAUUGACAGGGCGAUGAAGGUCGAGGCAUAG